Molecule: messenger RNA, 1304 nt
Organism: Neltuma alba
Lineage: Eukaryota; Viridiplantae; Streptophyta; Magnoliopsida; Fabales; Fabaceae
Product: rhomboid-like protein 11, chloroplastic
Exons: 7
Coding region: 207-1049 (280 amino acids)
Cellular component (GO): membrane
Molecular function (GO): serine-type endopeptidase activity
Source: RefSeq, a predicted model, not a curated record
UAGAGAUAGGAAGAAACGCAGAGUAACUGUGUUCUUGUAAGCUGUCCGGGCAUUCGAAAAUCUGGCGGGGGCUCCUUAACUUCGUUCAGGAACAAAUACGAAUUGCAAAGAAAUAAGCGGCGUUAUAUUAUACGCUCCACUGCUAGAAACACGCUACUUCCUUCCCUUUCCCGGGCUUUCUAUAAUAUUGUCACGGAAAGGAAACAAUGGCGCAACUUCAAGUCCAGGUCCUUCAGCCCUGCAAAUUACACUAUUGCAAACUCACACACACGGCCUCCUUCUCUCAGCCUCCCAUAUUCAAACCCAAUUACGAAAGACGCCUCAUGUUGCCUCGUAGAACUCUACUUCUGUAUCCCCCGCUCGCGGUUCAAUCUCGCACUUUAUGCAAGAUGAACGGAUCAGAUAUGAUUUCACAGCUGGAACUUGGAAAAUCUGGGGAUAAAAGGAAACCGGAGAAACGAGUGAGCGGAAUAUUCUGGAUCAUACUCCUUAACAUUGGAGUAUAUGUGGCAGAUCAUUUCUUUCAGGUUCGUAGCAUUAAAACUUUGUACUUGUACCAUAACUGGCCCGCUUGGUAUCAGUUUCUCACAGCGACAUUUUGUCAUGCUAAUUGGAAUCAUCUUUCUAGCAACCUUUUCUUCUUGUACAUUUUUGGUAAAUUAGUUGAAGAAGAGGAAGGGAACUUCGCUUUGUGGCUUUCCUACAUUCUCACGGGUGCUGGGGCAAACCUUGUUUCGUGGUUGGUUCUACCGCGAAGUGCGGUUUCCGUAGGAGCUUCUGGUGCAGUUUUUGGAUUAUUUACGAUCAGUGUCCUUGUAAAGAUUUCAUGGGACUGGAGAAAGAUUCUUGAAGUGCUUAUACUGGGGCAGUUUGUCAUAGAGAAGGUGAGCAGGAGAAACAAAUGUCAUGGAAGCGGCCCAAGCUUCAACCGCAUUACCCGGUACCUUUCGGGGAGGCUACUUAAUGCAAAGUGUCAAUCACAUUGCACAUCUUUCUGGGGCUCUUGUUGGCGUGCUUUUAGUCUGGCUUCUGAGCAAAGUGCCCUCUGAUCCUUCAGACCAAGUAUCCACUUUGCAGAGGAAAACGGGAAGAACUCCGUAGACCGCAGGCAACGUCUUUAGUUUAAUAUCCAGUCAAAUAAUUUAAAUCAGAAGACACACGCUCUCUCACUUCCUUUGUCAUUCUUAGACGGUAUAUUCAAUUCAAAUUUAUUAUCCUCAGGCAUUGUUUUGUGAUGAACGUUUGCAAUCGGGGAAUGAGAUAAAAUGGCAAAAUUUAGCUUGAAAGAAGAUUUACGAAGGAAA